AGACAGACAGACAGACAGACAGACAGCGAGACAGACAGACAGCGAGACAGACAGACAGACUGCCAGACAGACAGACAGACAGACAGACCAGACAGACAGACACCCCCGCACAGUUUCCGUGAAAUGCCCAAUUGGAGUCUGGGUGACGUAUCAUCGUCAUUAGGUAGUGUUGUGACGUUGUGUGGCUCGAGCAGUAGUGGUUUCUAACUGUAGCUUGUUGAUGGUCGGUAGAACCGAAGGAAGAGAAGCCGAAACGACCUCAUUCAGGAAGCAGACAGAGACUUAGACGCAACAAUCUGAACAGAAACACUGCAGUCUCCACCAUGUACCUUUCUGAACACCAGCAGAUGUGGAACAUUUGAAAAGAUACUAACAAAACCUACAUAGACUACUCAACGGGGGACGAAUAGAUCCAACGAAGGUGGUCGUGGAAAGACUCAUCCGUAGCUCUAACUCUGACAUGGCCAGUACUCAGACGAGUCUGAAAACCCCAUUCAAAGACCUGACCUCGUUCAAGGGCAACAUGAAGCAGCUGUACCGUGAGAGAAUAGAAGACGUGCCCAUUAAGAAGAGGCUGAUGGCUGAGAUGAACCUGAAGCGCCGAAGCCUGGACCCUCUGCCCCCCUUGCCCUGGACCCCCAAGGUAAAGAGGGAGGCUGGGGAGGAGCAGACCCAGGACCGGGAGGUGGAUCCAGGCAUGACUAGAUCAAUAGAGAUGGACAGUAGGGGGGAGUUCCAGGUAUGUGGAGCGAAAGCUUUAGACCUGAGCCCUGGGCUGAAACACACGCUGGCAGCCUUCACUCUCAGCAGCGCGCGCUCUCUGGGGGGCCCAGCAGCCUUCUCAGCCCGCUCUGGCCACGAAGCAUCCUCCUCCCCCGGCCCUGAUUCCUAUCCUGGCAUGGCACCUCUACCCUCCCCUCCUGUGCUGGGAGGUAUACCCCUGCUGGUGCCCAGUGACAGCUCCACGGAACUCAGCCACUCCCUUCUCGAGGGAGAAUCCAUCUCGUGCUUUGCCGUCGGCGGGGAGAAGCGCCUCUGCCUCCCCCAGGUGCUGAACUCAGUUCUCCGCCACUUCUCCUUGCAGCAGAUCAAUUCGGUGUGCGACGAGCUCUAUGUGUACUGCUCGCGCUGCGACGGGGAACAGCUCCACAUACUCAAGGUGCUGGGUAUUUUACCCUUCAAUGCUCCGUCCUGCGGCCUCAUCACCUUAACUGACGCCCAACGCCUCUGUAACGCCCUGCUCCGCCCGGGGGCUGUGCUCCCCUCCGAACCCAUCACUAAGCUACCCGGCCAGGAGCUCCUCAAGGAGACUGAGGCCAGCUUCCAGGUGGAGCACCAGUGUCUGGGGAAAUGCCAGGGUCUGUUCGUUCCCCAAUUCUACGCCAAGCCCGAGUCGCCCUGUAUUCAGUGCGUGGAAUGCCAGCUGCUCUUCUCUCCGCAGAAGUUUGUGAUGCACUCUCACAAGUCGCCGGACAAGAGGACCUGUCACUGGGGCUUUGACUCGGCCAAAUGGCCGUGCUACCUGCAGCUGGGGAGGAAGUACCUGGGAACGGCAGAGGAGCCGCAUCUCAAACAGCUGUUGGAGGACAUGAAGGACAAGUUCCACUACAACCGAACCAGCGACAAAAAGGUGGUAGAAGAGGACGGCGAGGUGAGGAGAUCGUCUCCUCCAGAGCCUCUAGUGUCUCGUAACAGUAAACUAGCCGACAACGACGCAGGGACCAAGGUUCAAGCCCAGGCUACUCUGGUGUUCCCCCACAUCAAGGAAGAGCCCAGUCACCCCAGUUACUACCUGUAUACAUAUGACAAGAUGGUGGCUCCUAAUGUGUCUCUGAGGGAUCAGCCGGAGGUCAGCUCUGAGGUUCUGGGUGUGCUGCUCAAACACCACUACAGUAGGAGACUGGCCCACGGCCACCAAGACACUGCUAUGGGUCAGUACCACACACACACACAUCUCCAUGCCUCUCCCCCUGCUCCUUCCGUUGUCAACGACGCCAAGUCUCAGCAGCACGUUGUUCCUAAUGCCGACCGGGACCGGCAGCAGCCAGUUUCCAUGGAGACCAUCCCCGGCAACAAGAGUUCUUCUGCUGUAGCGAUGACCGCGUCGGUAGCGGCGCUGGGGAGUAAAGAUGUCCUGUCUUCUGUCUGUGAGGACGACAAGGAAAGGAUCGUAGUGGAGAUCGUUCAGAUGUACAGCAGACAGCAGGAGAAGCUGCAUUCCACCCUGCACAACCAGCUGCAGCUAGAGAUGGAGUUGGAGGCGCUGCGUGGAGGCGAGGCUGUCAGGCUGCAGCAGCUGGCAGCAGAGCAGUGUGAGCUUCAGAGUGAGCUGGAGGCGGUGCACACUGAGCAUGCCCACAGGCUGGGGCAGGUGAGGGAGGAGCAGAGGGAGUUGGAGCACAGACUGGAACAGCUGAGGCAGCAGAGCUGUGUUUGUGACAACACACACCAGGAGGAACACUAUGCUAAGCAGCUGGCAGAGCUGCGUGGGAGGUUGGAUGGUGCGGAGGCUGACCGGGAUAAGCUCCAGGAAGAGUUGAGGGGUGAGCGGGAUGCCCGGGAGAAGCUGGAGAGAAUCAUCUCUCAGCUCCAACAGCAGAUGGGCCAGACGGCCUCCACCUCGGCCUCCUUCGUCGCUACAGGGAGCCCCUCUCCGCCCCCCACCCCCUCCUCUCACACCCCCCACACAGAGGGACACACCGCAGACCCCGCCGAGCAGCCGAACGGUCAUGCUCAUAAGUAGAGGAACUUAAGAAAUGCCCCUUCUGUCUCUCACCUCUGUUCGAUUCCUGCGACUCCCUCCCUUCAUCCCUCACCCCCCUGCUGGGAGAGACGGCAGCCCUUCAGACACAAACAACUCCCUCACCAUGUCUACCCUCUUCUCCCCCAGGCUGCUUCUCUCAUGUCGAUUAUGGUAGCCCCCCGUACCUCUCUGAUUCAGAGGGGUUGGGUUAAAUGGGGAAACAUUUCAGUUGAAUGCAUUCAGUUUUACAACUGACUAGAUAUCCCCCUUUCCUCUGUGUCCUUUCUCCCUCCCUCCUCCUCUUUAGUUUUUUGGAUAAGGAUUUCUGUUUGUUUAUUAAUUUAACACCAAAUUAGUUUAAUGUGUUGGUUUACCCCCGCCCCCUGUCCGUAAACAGUAUUUCAACUUUUUGGGGAUGUAUAUGUUUGUUUUUAAUUUAUAGUUUUACUGAACGAACAAACGACUGCUUGGCAGACCGAUAGGAGUAGGGUGUUUAAGGACACUCUCCUCCCAUCCUCUCCUCCUUCCCUCCCGUCCUCUCCUCCCAUCCUCUCCUCCUUCCCUCGCAUCCUCUCCUCCCAUCCUCUCCUCCUUCCCUCCCAUCCUCUCCUCCCAUCCUCUCC
Messenger RNA from Salmo salar (Atlantic salmon), 3366 nucleotides. RefSeq names its product ski-like protein. The record is from RefSeq and is a predicted model, not a curated record. Gene Ontology annotation, molecular function: DNA-binding transcription factor activity, RNA polymerase II-specific; SMAD binding; RNA polymerase II cis-regulatory region sequence-specific DNA binding. Gene Ontology annotation, cellular component: transcription regulator complex; nucleus; cytoplasm. Gene Ontology annotation, biological process: negative regulation of BMP signaling pathway; negative regulation of transforming growth factor beta receptor signaling pathway; negative regulation of transcription by RNA polymerase II. NCBI's taxonomy places the organism in Eukaryota, Metazoa, Chordata, Actinopteri, Salmoniformes, Salmonidae.